Blepharisma stoltei is the source of this 201-nucleotide messenger RNA. NCBI's taxonomy places the organism in Eukaryota, Ciliophora, Heterotrichea, Heterotrichida, Blepharismidae. The record is from the annotation of a GenBank genome assembly.
AUGCCUACUGCCUCCGAAAAAGAGAUUCAAGACUCCAAGAGAAGACUCCAUCAAGAGAGAACUUACUCAAAGGCAUUCCUCAACCUCCAAGACGCCCCUUGAAGGCCCUAUCAUCUCUACCUCUUAGGGAUAGGGUUCUUCUCUUCAAAAGAGCAAACCCUGAAAUCCCUGGCAUCUUGUGUAUCAAGUGCCAUGAGGUAG